Cadophora gregata is the source of this 1934-nucleotide messenger RNA. RefSeq lists its product as uncharacterized. Gene Ontology annotation, molecular function: acyltransferase activity, transferring groups other than amino-acyl groups. The coding region runs from base 267 to 1871 and encodes 534 amino acids. Gene Ontology annotation, biological process: polysaccharide biosynthetic process. Lineage: Eukaryota; Fungi; Ascomycota; Leotiomycetes; Helotiales; Ploettnerulaceae. Gene Ontology annotation, cellular component: membrane. The record is from RefSeq and is a predicted model, not a curated record. The transcript has 2 exons.
AAGCUGGGGGAGGGGGGCGGCAACGCUUUGCGAAAUGUCAGCGAAUCAAGCAUCAGAUAACAUGCUGCUCUCGCAUCACUAGCUACUCACGAACAUCAGCACAGACAGCUUCACCCUCAUUUCUAGCCGACCUAAGAUCGUGAAACAGCAACACGUGACCAUGAAACACUUUUCGCAUCAGCUCUCUCAAAAGCAAGAUAUCGAGUCAGAGGAGGCUGUCACAGCUACUCAACCCCGUCUCUCACGUCGGCUUUCCACCACGACAAAUGUUAGAUAGGGUGAUAAUCUCGUCAGUGUCAGCGCCGGGGAGUCGAUCAGCGUCGAGGGAUCGAGAGCCGAAGGAGUGCUUUCUGUUCUCUAAAAGCAUGGACAUGGGCCAUGAUAGAACGGCAUUCUUCAAUGCUCGUCCUAGCAUCGACCUGGAUCUGGAGUCGCGAGAUGGAUCUUUUGACUUGGAGGCUAUGAUGCGAGAUGAGGAGGGACUGAUUCCAGGAUCGCACGUCAACAAGCGCUCGAGAUCGUUGUUUUCUUGUCUGGAGGAGUCGCCGAUUAUCCAGACGCUGCUGUCGUAUCCUGCUCCGGACUCACUGAAGAUUAAACCGACUUCUUGGCUUGAUGGCGUGAGGGGAAUCGCGGCAUUGGAGGUGUAUGUUUUCCAUACCAUUAGCUGCUGGCAUACGAUAUUUCCAGCUUGGCAUGCUGAGCCGGAUCAGACCAACAUCUUGCAGCUGCCUGCGUUGCGGACAUUCUUUGAUUCUGGAGGAGCCUCAGUUUGCGUCUUCUUUGUGCUGUCUGGAUACGUCCUGACGUACCGAUCUCUCCGGUGGAUACGAGCCGGUUCAAGGCAGCUUGUAUAUCCAUCAGUCGCUUCAUCCAUGUUCCGUCGAGGAUUCAGACUGUACCUUCCACCUAUCCUCCUGACGUUUUGCGAAAUGAUCGCGACACGGUUUGGAUACGCUCCUCCACUAAACUUCACAUUCUUAGCCGAAUCUACAGCAUGGGCUCAAUUUCUGGACUGGAUAAAAGAGACCAACUACCUAGUCAACCCGUUCUACAAUUUCAAUACCGCAAUCCAAGGAUUCGUCAUCCAUCCCAAAUAUGACCCUGUGAUCUGGACCAUCCCGCUGGAAUUCUACGGCUCUUUCAUCGUGUAUUUCCUCCUCCUGCUACUCGCGCGCGUUCCUAGCAAUGCGACAAGAAUGGUAUUAGUGGCCAUAUUCGCAGCAGUUUGCAUGUACCUCGGAGCUUGGAACGGAUUCUGCUUUUCGACCGGAAUGCUUCUAGCGGAUUUUAACCUUGCACAGGAAGACAACGGCGCGAGUCCAUUAUCGACCCAACGAUGGCAGUGCGCCGUGCUGUGGAAGAUUUUGUUUGCAGUUGCAUUCUACAUCGCUGGUUUCCCAACACUCUCGUAUCCAGAAGCUCAUGUGCUGCCGAUGGUAGGGUACGAGACUUUACGAUCCAGCAUCCCCAUGACCUUGAACAUGGAAGACCAUUCGAGGUUCUGGUGGUCGAUAUCUGGGCUCACAAUGCUACUCUGCACGUCUCAACUCCCCUCAUUUAAGAGUUUCUUCGAGACGAAUAUUUGUCAGUAUCUCGGCAAGAUCGCGUUCUCACUGUACCUAGUACAUCAGUUCUGCGUGAUGCUCUUUGGAUUUGUGAUGCAGCGGUUCCUACUUGGGCUGUUUGGGCUGGUGCAGAAUCAGGGCGGUUUCUGGUACUGGCUUGUUUGUGUGAUUUGGUAUGUGCCGUUUACCACGGUUGUAUUUGCUAUAGCGGCACAGGUGGAAAGGUUGGUAGAUGCGCCGAGUGUAAGGUUUGCGAAGUGGUUGGAGGAGAGGUGUUUGGCGAUUUAUAAGGAUUUAUCUUGAAACCUAGAAAUUAGGUACAGAGACAUUGGUCAAGUGAAAAUAUGUGAUAUCUUCAUAACCUCA